This is a messenger RNA of Miscanthus lutarioriparius, 1593 nucleotides long. The record is from the annotation of a GenBank genome assembly. NCBI's taxonomy places the organism in Eukaryota, Viridiplantae, Streptophyta, Magnoliopsida, Poales, Poaceae.
AUGGACGGCAAGCAUGGGUGGUACAGCGGCAGUAGGUGCCGGCCGCCGGCGAUCAACGACGUGCAGCAACUCAAGGACAGCUUUGGAGGCAAGGAGGCAGCCACGGCGCCGUGGUUCUUCCACCGACGGCGACGAGCCGAGGCCAGCGUGCAGGCACGGGAGGGCGGCGCCGGGCGAGAGCUACUGGUCUCCCAUCUGGUGGACGAGGAUCGCCGAGCUGGUGGCCAUGUCGACGGGGACGACACGGCGUGGGACGACGGGCAGGGGAUCGGCCUCACGGACGCCGAUGCCAACGGCCAGCACUGCUGUGACGACAUCACCGUCGCCGACGUCGCCGUGCCGUACUGGCAGCGACCGGCGGGUCCGACAUGGUGGUGCCACGUCGCAGCGGGGCACCCGGCCGUGGACGCGUGGCUGGCUACCAGCGCGCGGUGGCUGCACCCGGCAAUCUGCGUCGCGCUCAGGGAUGAGACCAUGCUCAUCAGUGAGAAGAUGAAGCAUCUGCUCUAUGAGGUUCCUGUUAGAGUUUCAGGAGGCUUGCUUUUCGAGCUAUUAGGCCAGUCGGUAGGCGAUCAGACUCAGGAUGAAGACGACAUUCCUAUUGUGAUCCGUGCUUGGCAAGCUCAAAAUUUUCUGAUAACAGCUCUCCAUGUGAAAGGUUCAGCACCAAACGUCAACGUUAUAGGAGUUACGGAGGUCCAGGAGCUUCUUUCUACCUGUGGAAGCACAGUUCCCAAGAGUAUUCAUGAAGUUAUAGCACAUUUUGCUUCCCGACUUGCUCGAUGGGAUGACAGACUAUGGCGGAAAUACGUAUUCGGUGCAGCUGACGAAAUUGAACUUAAAUUUGUAAACAGGCGAAACGAAGAAAACCUGAACCUGCUAUGUAUAAUCUUCAACCAAGACAUUAGAAGGUUGGCCACCCAGGUUAUCAGAGUGAAAUGGUCACUACAUGCUAGAGAGGAGAUAAUAUUUGAACUCCUAAAGUAUCUAGGGGGAAGCACCACACAAUCCUUGCUUGAGGAUGUAAAGAAAGACGCAAGGAAAAUGAUUGAAGAGCAAGAGGCUGUCCGCGGCCGGCUGUUCACCAUUCAGGAUGUGAUGCAGAGCACUGUCCGUGCUUGGUUGCAGGACAAAAGCCUUCGCAUUACACAUAACCUGACAAUAUUCGGUGGGUGCGGCCUCAUUCUGUCCAUCAUCACAGGACUGUUUGGUAUCAGUGUCGACGGGAUACCUGGGUGCUUAGAACACUCAAUAUGCUUUUGCAUUGUUCACUGGUCUUCUGUUCUUAGUACGACUCCUGUUGAUCGUCGCCGGGAAUAUCUAUUUUGGGCUGCAAAAUCCGAUCAGCGAUCAACAGGUUCAGUUAAGAAACUGGGAAGAUACUUCUCACUUGAAGCUAAAAACGAGCCAUCCCUCCACGGUUACCACCUGCCAAAGAGCGAGCAGAUGCAGCAGCCUGGUGGCACCAUGCCCACCUCUGAAGAAACUCCCCAGGGCGUCAUUCCUUUUAGCUAUCAUUUUCAUCGUCAGGACGUGCUCACUGAACUCUGCAGCACUUCGUCACAAAUUGACAACUCCGACUUGAUCGAAUGA